Molecule: messenger RNA, 2043 nt
Organism: Serpula lacrymans var. lacrymans S7.9
Lineage: Eukaryota; Fungi; Basidiomycota; Agaricomycetes; Boletales; Serpulaceae
Exons: 8
Coding region: 25-1542 (505 amino acids)
Molecular function (GO): protein binding
Source: RefSeq, a predicted model, not a curated record
ACUGCACAUUGUGUAGCCUGGAGAAUGACAACGAACCCUUCUCACAUCCUCAUAGCUCGAAACUCCAGAGGACCCAACAAUCCCUCUGCCUCUCUCAGUUCACCCACGGAAACCCAUGCUGCAGCUGCAGGCAUCUUCAGGUCCUCGGGUUCACCUCCAUGGCUGCUCGAGGAAUGCGAGACAGAUGACAUUGUGUCUGAACUAAGCCUUUAUGACGACGACGAAGCCAUUGAUAUCGAAGAUAGCUUUACGAAAAACAGCCGAUUUCCUGGCACAGUCAAAAUCAUCGUGGAGAGUACUACUUUCUGGGCUCACAAAGAAGUACUUUUCUUUGCAUCCCCAUUUUUCGAGGCCGCUCUUAGUGGCAGUUGGUUAGAAACUGGACGCCCACCGUCCAUGUCCUCCGUGAUCACGAUAUCACAGCCCCCGUCUAUUCCAGGUGACAAAAGGAUCAACGAGGUCGCGACUGAAAUGACGUUUGCACCUGUGGACCCAGAUGAGCUAGACUCACCAAUGGACUUGGAAAAACUAAUGAAAUCAGAGAGUGACGCCAGCGAUGCUGAGGACAAUGAACCCAUCACAGAGCGAGACGAAGACAAGGUUCAUGCUAGGAACAGUAGUCUAGCGAAGCUCCAGGGUGCCGAUAGGACAAAGUCAGAUAAAGGAAAGCAAAAACGUUCGUCCUUGGACGAAAAUAUAUCUGCCAAAAAGACCCUAAAGUCUAAUGCCAAGAGACGUGGCAAACCUACGGGACAUGACGCCGUGAUUGUGCUGAAGGAAGAAAGAGCAAGCACAUUUCAUGACUUUCUCAAAUUUGUAUACCCUCACUUGGAGUGCACCAUCACCUGGAACAACGUGGAAGGUCUCAUGAAUAUAUCCCAUAAGCUCUGUGUACCCACCCUGCAGCGCGAAUGUCUUACUUUUCUCCUCACUCACGCGGCCGGUAAACCAAUCAAGGCCAUGAGAAUUGCAGAGCUCUUCGAAGAAGAAGAGCUCUACCGCGAAUCUAGUCGAUUCGUGCUUGAUAAUCCUGGUGGAUGGUCCGAACAUGAAUUAAGCACACUCAGUCAGGAUACUUUAUUAAAGCUUGAGAAACGUCGCAACUGGUUUCUGGAACGUGUUCUCAAACUCGGUCUUACUCCCCUUGCUAAGGAAUAUCAAUGUUGCUCCACUUGUCCGGAUCCAGGGUACUGUGCACGUCAACUAGAGGAGAAAUGGAGACAGGCUUAUAAUGCCGUGUUUCGGUUUGGUCCAUGUCAACCUUCUAUGGUAUACCGCUACCUGCGAAACUUGGAAGGCAUUAACCCUCCACUUUCCCUCACAUAUCUUACCUGUCAGACGACAGCCAAGGCAUUCACUGCUACACUUUUUGACAGAAUGUUUUCGCUGGGUGUCCGUAGUGGAGCUGACAUGACACCUUUAGGCGCUCGCGUCGCAGCAGUUGCAGGUGCUGUAGCUGGUCCGCGCAGACAUUUUUUAUUCUGCACCUUGAAGCCUGAAAAGCCUGUUCCUCGUCCCCGACGAUCACGGGAACUCCUGUAGCAUUGACCAUGCAAUACCAUCACAGUAUCCUACUAUGUACAAUCUUUGAUAUUAACGUCUUACCGCGUAUUGCUUCCAUUCGACGCCUAGUAUGUAUUUCCAAUCUAUGUAAUUCUACAUAUUCGUACUUCCAUCUGGUAUCUGGUAUAUACAGAUGCAAAACGAUGAAGGUGCAUAGCGUCACAAGGAUGACUACCAAACAAAUGAAUAAAAUCGACAGUCAUAGAAAAAAAUCGAUUAUAAUAAGUGAGAUACACCACGCUCAAAGAUGAAUGAAUGACGAUGACGAUGAUCAACUAAUCGCGAUGACCUCUGAAGUCAAAAAGCGAAAAUGGGGGUAAAAGGAUAAUGCUGAGAAACAUACGCAAAACGGGAAGGAGUUACGAUAGAGAUAAAAAGAGUCCAUUAAGUUGUAGGCUGGAAAAUUGACGGCGCAUUGUCGACGAGCCAUUCUAUCGAAAGGGCUUUACCAGCCAUAUCACUAAAUUCUGAACCUGGGUC